AUGGAUGUGGCCAUGCGGCUGCUCGCCUGCGGAGAGCGACUGGACAUCAACACACAAACCUACCAGAAGGAAUCUGCACUGUCUCUGGCUGCCCACUCCGGGCACCUACAGGUGGUUAGUGCCAUUCUGGAAGACUGUCAGGCGGACCGCAAUAGCAUUGACAAGCAAGGGCGCACUGCUCUGUGGUGGGCGGCUCAUGAAGGGCAGUCGACCAUCAUGAGAUGGUUACUCGAGGAUGCCAAGGUCCAACUCAACAUCGAAGAUUGCCAGGGACGGGACGCUCUAGAGGCCGCGCGGAGUCAGUAUCAUUUUGAUGUCAUACGUCUCCUACAGACUUCCCGCGCGGGUCAUCACCGCGACGUCACUCUGCAAACCUAA
Aspergillus lentulus is the source of this 378-nucleotide messenger RNA. RefSeq names its product ankyrin repeat domain-containing protein. The record is from RefSeq and is a predicted model, not a curated record. Lineage: Eukaryota; Fungi; Ascomycota; Eurotiomycetes; Eurotiales; Aspergillaceae. Gene Ontology annotation, molecular function: protein binding.